GUGAAACCUCGAAGUAAAAUGGUGUUUGAGAAGCCGAUCGUUGUCGACUGCCGCGGCCACCUGGUGGGCCGCCUGGCCUCCCUGAUCGCCAAGGAGCUCCUGCAGGGCCAGCACGUCGUGGCUGUGCGUUGCGAGCAGCUUGAGAUCUCCGGCUCGCACGUGCGCAACAAAGUCAAGUUCUUCCAGUUCUUGAACAAGCGUACGGCCACCAACCCCAAGAAGGGCCCCAUCCACUACCGUGCCCCGUCGCGCAUGCUGUGGCGCACGAUCCGUGGCAUGCUGCCGCACAAGACGGCCCGUGGUGCCGCCGCCCUGCAGCGACUUAAGACGUUCGACGGCAUCCCGUCGCCGUACGACAAGCAGAAGCGCAUGGUCAUCCCCCAGGCUCUGCGUGUGCUGCGCCUGAAGGCCAACCGCCGCUACACCGUCCUUGGCGACCUCGCCUCGGAGGUCGGCUGGCGU
Messenger RNA from Phytophthora sojae, 462 nucleotides. RefSeq lists its product as hypothetical. Gene Ontology annotation, molecular function: mRNA binding; structural constituent of ribosome. Gene Ontology annotation, biological process: translation; negative regulation of translation. The record is from RefSeq and is a predicted model, not a curated record. Gene Ontology annotation, cellular component: cytosolic large ribosomal subunit; ribosome. Lineage: Eukaryota; Oomycota; Peronosporomycetes; Peronosporales; Peronosporaceae. The transcript is spliced from 3 exons. The annotation marks the transcript as partial.